Molecule: messenger RNA, 2772 nt
Organism: Podarcis raffonei (Aeolian wall lizard)
Lineage: Eukaryota; Metazoa; Chordata; Lepidosauria; Squamata; Lacertidae
Gene: SCARA3
Product: scavenger receptor class A member 3
Exons: 6
Coding region: 711-2477 (588 amino acids)
Source: RefSeq, a predicted model, not a curated record
CCCUUUCCUCCCCUCCCUCCCCCACCCCCACCCCCCGCUGGAUUUGGGGGCAGCGGCCAUGGGAGGGAAGGCUCCAGCCAGCCGGAGAGGCGGCUGGCAUAUAGAGGAGCCACUCGCCCUGUUUUGAAAGCGCGAGGAAGUUUGUCUGGGCAAUGAACCAGAGGGAGCACGCAGGAGAGGGGAGAGAGCCGUGCGCCCUCGAGGCAGCAGAGAUGCGGCUCCUUGCGCACUGACUGAAGGCCACUCUCUGGGGCGAGGGGAGCCAGGCAGGGGAUGGAUGUUUAGCCAGGAGGAGGAAGGAGAACCCAGCCACCUUCAUGGGGCGCUGAAGGGGUGAGUCUCGCCGCCACCUCUCUCGGCGCACCGAUGGCCAGGUGAAAAAAAUGUCCCACUUUUAGCAGCGCUGGAUGGAAGCGAGGACCCCCUUCUCCAGGCUGCUGUGGAGCGGGGUGCGGGAAAGGAUGUCCACUCCACGCUCCGGAGCCGCGAUGCUCUGUUCCCCGAGCCGCGUCCGGUGUCUCUGGGAUGCGCUGCUGGGAUGCGGCGAGACCCUCUGAGCUCCAUCCUCGAGGACCAGAGACGUCUGGCAAGCUGCGCCUCUUCACCUGCAAGGCCUACCGGAGUCAAACCUCCCUCGCUCGCUUGCUUGUUUCGGUAGAAGCGGCUCGGGCUGGGCCGUGGGGGUCGCAGUUCUCCUCAGGGAGAGGAUCAUGAAAGAGGAAGACCUCAUUGGAGAAGACGACGAGAUGCCAUCCUUCAGAUACAGGCCAAAUGGCCGGAUGAGGACCAACUGCAGUCAGUGCGAGAAGACCCUGACCCUGCAGACGUCCGUGAAAGUCCUGUAUGUCUUUGUCGUCUUGCUCAUUGUGGCUGUGGUGGUGCUGGCAGCUCUGGUCUUCAAGAAGGUGGAUUCCAUAGCUGACGAUGUUAACUCGGCCCAGACGUACUAUGAAAAGAAAAUCGGGUCGGUCCAGGAGAACCUCCAAGAGCUGGAUCAGAAAUCCCUGGGCAACUGCUCCUUCUGCCACGAUGCAGGCCAGCUGGGACAGGAGAUCAGCAGGCUGCAGGAGGAGCUGGAAGGAAUCCAGAAGAAGCUCUUGGCACAGGAUGUGUUGCUCGACCGAGCUGGCCAGACCCACCAGCAGCUCUCGUCCGCCAGCAACAAGGUCAACGACGAGGUGGACGGGUGCUUCUCCGCCAUCCAGCGGGUCAACCAGAGCCUGGCGCUCUUCCUGGCGCAGGUGAGGGGCUGGCAGGGGGCCACUUCCGAGCUGGGCAGCUCACUGAAGGAGCUGUCGCAAGAGCGCUUCGACAUGGAGGCUGCCGUGCAACAGAUGAACUUCACCGUCGGCCAGACCUCCGACUGGGUGCACAUCAUCCAGAGGAAGAUGAACGAGGAAACCUUGACGCUGCAGAAGAUCGUGUCCGACUGGCAGAACUACACCCGCCUGCUGGGGGGCUUGAGGACCACCUCCUCCAAAACUGGGGAGCUGGUCAAGGGCAUCCAGACCAGCCUGGGCAUCACCUCGCAGAGGAUCGGGCAGAACUCGGAGGGCAUGCACGACCUGGUUUUGCAAGUCAUGAGCCUGCAGUUGCAGCUGGACAACGUCUCCUCCUUCCUGGACGACCACGAGGAGAACAUGCAUGACCUCCAGUACCAUGCCCGCUACACGCAGAACCGGACGGCCGAGCACUUUGAGACGCUCGAAGGACGCAUGACCUCCCACGAGAUCGAAAUCAGCACCAUCUUCACCAACAUCAACGCCACCGACAGCCACGUCCACAGCAUGCUCAAAUACCUGGACGACGUCCGGCUCUCCUGCACGCUGGGCUUCCAUGCGCACGCCGAGGAGCUCUACUACCUGAACAGGUCGGUCAGCCUCAUGCUCAGCGCCACCGACCUCCUGCGCGAGCGCUUCAGCCUUCUCAGCGCCCGCCUGGACUUUGACAUCCGUAACCUCUCCAUGGUCAUGGAAGAGAUGAAGGCGGUGGACACCCGACACGGGCAGAUCCUCCGAAACGUCACUGUCUUGCGAGGUGUCCCUGGCCCCCCCGGCCCUCGAGGAUACAGAGGCGAUGUUGGCGUCAAAGGGCCGACCGGGAGCAGAGGAGCGAAAGGCGAUUCCGGGAGCCUGGGGCCACCGGGGCCCCCAGGAGCCCAGGGCCCCCCAGGCAACCCAGGCCCUCCAGGCGAGAGAGGCCUCGUGGGCACGAAAGGCCUCCCUGGCUUCAAAGGGGCCAAGGGAAGCUUCGGACAAGGGGGCACCAAAGGGCAAGCGGGCCCCAAGGGCGAUGUGGGGCCCCCAGGGCCUGGGGGGCCACCGGGACCAGCUGGACCUCCUGGGCUGCAGGGGAAGCCGGGCAUCCCAGGGAAAAUGGGGCCGCCGGGCCCAAUCGGGCCGACCGGGCCAAAAGGGGACCCUGGGAUCCAGGGGCGGCCGGGGUUACCGGGGCCUCCAGGGCCCCCGGGAAUGUGAGCAAUUCCUUUGUCCCCCAUACAAAAGGGGGGGUGGUAGAUGUGUUGGAGGUGGGCAGGCGGACAGACUCUUUUUGACUGCAGGCAGCUGCCCCCCACAUCCAUGGAAGGUCCCACCACCCCAGCUCCUGCCCUCAUUUAUUCUGCACAGUUCGGGGCACCGUUUGCAGCAGCUUCGGGGAAACUGGAGAACCAUCCAAGGCGAAGGGUUGCAGCUGCUAAACUCCAGCCACCCUCCUGCCUCGUGUCAAGCACCUUCUUUGCCCGCCCCCCGCCCCAGGACCACUGAGAUCGAA